CUUUCCGAGGCAGUCUAUCACAACAACGCGAGGCUGGAAGCCUUCCACGAGUUCCUACGCGAGGCGUGCGUGCAGGCGUCGGCUUCGAAUCCGACACCCUUUCACUACUGGGUUAAUGCUCUUGCUAGGGACCGCCGUCUAGUCCGUCUCUAUACACAGAACAUUGACGGACUGGAGCUGAGGCUGCCCUAUCUCUUCACCCAAACUCCGUUGACGACCAGCGGGCCGUGGCCCAAUACAAUCCAGCUUCACGGGACUUUG
Molecule: messenger RNA, 261 nt
Organism: Aaosphaeria arxii CBS 175.79
Lineage: Eukaryota; Fungi; Ascomycota; Dothideomycetes; Pleosporales
Exons: 1
Biological process (GO): regulation of DNA repair; negative regulation of transcription by RNA polymerase II; pericentric heterochromatin formation
Cellular component (GO): mating-type region heterochromatin
Molecular function (GO): histone deacetylase activity, NAD-dependent; NAD+ binding
Source: RefSeq, a predicted model, not a curated record